Messenger RNA from Perkinsus marinus ATCC 50983, 337 nucleotides. RefSeq lists its product as hypothetical. The transcript has a single exon. Lineage: Eukaryota; Perkinsozoa; Perkinsida; Perkinsidae. The record is from RefSeq and is a predicted model, not a curated record. The annotation marks the transcript as partial.
AUGACUAUCCGUUCCUUCCCCUUCAUCAUCGUCUGUCUCAAUGUUCUCCGGGACAUCACAUACGUGAUGGGCCACACCACCGAGUGCGAUGCCGAGUGUGCCGCCACCUAUCCCGGGUCGUAUUGUAAAUACUGGCAGACACCUAGCAGGUGCUUUGGCUCCAACGUCCCUUGUUACUGCGGGUCGGGUGAGACAACUGAAGUUCCCCGUAAUUGUGAUGCUGGUUGUGCCUCGGAUACUCCUGGCUCCUACUGCAAGUACUGGGCUACACCAAGCACCUGCCAUUCAUCCAAUGAGCCAUGCACUUGCGAGGCUGCUGCAGUUACCACUACUCCAA